AUGGCUCCCAUAACGAAGGAAACGGAUUACCUUGUGCUUGGUGGUGGUAGUGGUGGUCUUGGCUCGGCCCGCAUGGCCAGUUCCAAGUUUGGCGCAAAGGCAAUGGUUGUCGAAGCCGCCCGACUCGGCGGGACGUGCGUGAACGUUGGAUGUGUUCCCAAAAAGGUUACGUACAAUGCCGCUGCCAUCGCCGAGACUCUUCACGAGGCCAAGUCUUAUGGCUUUUCCGUCACAGAAACCGCUCCUUUCGACUGGACCACCUUCAAGAAUAAGCGUGAUGCCUACGUUAAGCGUCUGAACGGCAUAUACGAGCGCAACCUUGGGAACGACAAGGUCGAGUACCUGCACGGCUGGGGUCGGCUGCUAUCCAAGAACCAAGUCGAGGUUACGUUAGACGACGGUAGCAAAGUUGUCGUCAAUGCCAAGAAGAUUCUCAUCGCCGUCGGCGGCCGCCCGAGCUCCCCCCCACAGAUUCCCGGUGCGGAGCUGGGCAUCAACAGCGAUGGAUUCUUCGACAUUGACAAGCGGCCCAAGAAGGUUGCCAUCGUUGGAGCUGGCUACAUCGCCGUUGAGUUUGCGGGCAUGUUCAACGCUCUUGGCACGGAAACCCACCUUUUCAUCCGCGGCAAAACUUUCUUGCGCCAUUUCGACCCGAUGAUUCAGGAGACGGUUACCAAUGAGUACGAGAGACUCGGGGUUAACCUGCACAAGGAGUCACAGGCCACCAAGAUUGAGAAAGACGCCAACGGCAAGCUUACCGUCACCUACAAGGAUGCCGAGGGAAAGGAGAGCUCCGUUUCGGAUGUUGACCACCUUAUCUGGGCUGUUGGGCGAACCCCCAUGACCAAGGAUAUUGGCUUGGAAGAAGCUGGCGUCAAACUGACAGAAAAUGGCCAUGUUCAGGUCGAUGAGUACCAAAACAGCAGUGUCGAGAAUAUCUACGCCCUCGGUGAUGUCAGUGGAGAGGUAGAGCUUACCCCCGUCGCCAUCGCCGCUGGCCGUAAACUGGCGCAGCGCCUGUUUGGACCUGCGGAGUUUUCCACCCAAAAGCUCGACUACAGCAACAUUCCAUCCGUCGUAUUCGCACACCCCGAAGUCGGUAGCAUUGGCCUCUCGGAACCUCAGGCUAUCGAGAAAUACGGCAAGGACAAUAUCAAGGUCUACAAGACGGGUUUUACAGCCAUGUACUACGCCAUGAUGGAGCCCGAGCACAAGGGUCCAACCAACUACAAAUUAAUUGUUACUGGUCCUGAGGAGCGGGUAGUCGGCCUGCAUAUUAUGGGUCAGGGCAGUGGUGAGAUGCUCCAGGGAUUCGGUGUCGCUGUCAAGAUGGGUGCCACCAAGGCAGACUUUGACAGCUGUGUGGCCAUCCACCCGACCAGCGCUGAGGAAUUGGUGACUUUGAAAUAA
Molecule: messenger RNA, 1410 nt
Organism: Metarhizium brunneum ARSEF 3297
Lineage: Eukaryota; Fungi; Ascomycota; Sordariomycetes; Hypocreales; Clavicipitaceae
Gene: gtr-1
Product: Glutathione reductase
Biological process (GO): glutathione metabolic process; cell redox homeostasis; cellular response to oxidative stress
Cellular component (GO): mitochondrion; cytosol
Molecular function (GO): glutathione-disulfide reductase (NADPH) activity; NADP binding; flavin adenine dinucleotide binding
Source: RefSeq, a predicted model, not a curated record